AUGAGCACGGGCAGCACCGCGGUGCUGCCGUCCAUGGCUCCUGAGGUGCAGAAAUUCUUCGCCGGAGGCGGCGCCGGGAUGACGGCCGUGUUCUGCACGUAUCCGCUCGACCUGGCGAGAGCGCGUAUGGCUUUGUUGAUCGAGCAGGGCGCCAAAGAAGUGCCGUCCAUGUUCGGCACUGUCCGCGAUGUGUGGCGAGAGGCCGGCAUCCGCGCCCUCUACUCCGGAGCGGGAGUGUCCAUGACCGGCGCAGCUAUCUACUGUGGAUUGAAAUUCGCCACCUACGACGGUUGCAAGGACUGGUGCCGGAGAUAUCUCCUGCCCGACCCUGAUGGGCCGCCCUCGGCGCUGCACCGCGCGCUGAGUGGGGGCGUGGCCGGCGUCCUCGCACAGACCUUUGUCUACCCCUUCGAUGUUUUGCGGCGGCGUCUGCAGACGGGCGGAGCGGCCAUGAAGGAGAAGUAUCCUGGAAGUAUACGAGGCCUGUGGACCUUGUACAAAGAGGAGGGCGUGGUGCGUGGCCUCUACCGCGGAUGUGCGCUGAACUAUGUGAAGACCGUGCCAAAUACCACCGUUUAUCUGGCGCUCUUCGACAUCCUGAAAGACACCUUUUGCACAGCCUGA
Molecule: messenger RNA, 624 nt
Organism: Symbiodinium natans
Lineage: Eukaryota; Dinophyceae; Suessiales; Symbiodiniaceae
Source: the annotation of a GenBank genome assembly